GUUCGUUUCGUAUCUCUCAUUCCACAUUUUUCUAGAAGUUACUUCGACGCUACUUGUCUCGUGUCACCAACCGAACGACUUCCUUGAGAAAGCAAACAAUUUCUUUCAUCUUCAACUUCGUCCUGACCAAUUCGAUAUUGCAUUGGUCUCAUAAAUAAGUCUAGAGCGGCCACAUAGCUUCCAGAAGCCUCUAAUUUUCCCCUCGUUGUUGCUCUAUCUGUCAUAACGUAUUCUCAGAAACUACAAUGGCGGAGUCCGACUGGAAUGAAGUCACUUACAUUGGUAAGAGAGCGAAAGCUGGACAGCUUAGAUCGAAACAGGCUGUUACUACUGCUCAAAGAACAGGUGCUGCUGUGGAGACUACUAAACGAUUCAGUGCUGGUCAAAACAAGCAACACGCUGCUAACAUUAAUGCAAACAAACUCGACCAAGAAACUGAGGAGCUGCACAUCAGUAAAGUUAGCAUUGAUGUGUCUCGGCUCAUUCAACAAUGUCGACAAAGGUGUAACAUGACCCAAAAAGAACUGGCCACUAAAAUAAACGAAAAACAGCAAGUGAUUAAUGAAUAUGAAUCUGGAAAAGCAGUGCCAAACCAGCAAAUUCUUGGUAAAUUGGAACGAGCUUUGGGCACAAAAUUGCGUGGCAAAGACAAGGGCAAACCAUUUACCAAAAAGUAGCAGCAGUUCCCCUCUUGUACACCUGCCAUCACUGUUGAUGUUUUUUUUUAUUUUAAACUAAGUGGUGUAUUUUUUUUUGAAAUCUUCUUCAAGAUUAAGUCAGAUUGUUGCAUUUAUUCCUUGUGGCAAUACUCUCUCUUUUUUUUUUAAGUAAAAAAAAAAAAAGGCCAAGUUAUGUUUGUGAUUACAGUCUGAAAUAUCUAUUGCUUGGAUAAAAAAAUAAUAGCAGCUAAAAACUAAUUCCUUCACUUUGCAAUGAUCUCUUUUUUUUUUCCCACUUGGCGUGAUUGGACAUUUACCAAUAUUUUUUUUUUUUUCGCUGCUCUAAUUAAACACAGCUAGAAAUUUUUGACAAAAAAAAAAUUUUAAUGCUAAUUAUAAUAA
Molecule: messenger RNA, 1061 nt
Organism: Octopus sinensis (East Asian common octopus)
Lineage: Eukaryota; Metazoa; Mollusca; Cephalopoda; Octopoda; Octopodidae
Product: endothelial differentiation-related factor 1
Exons: 5
Coding region: 246-677 (143 amino acids)
Cellular component (GO): nucleus
Molecular function (GO): DNA binding
Source: RefSeq, a predicted model, not a curated record